GUAAAUAAAUAUAAUUAUAAUACUCGAAUAGAACGCCCAAAACCUCGCCAACCAGCUUUGUCUUCAUCGAUCACAUCGCUGUGGUCUCCCUCACCAACCGCCGCCGUCUCCGAUCACUUGAUUCCUCCAUGGCUACCAUUUCUAAGCUCUCAACCCCGACGCCGACCUUCUUCUCACUUUCGUCUUCCUUCAACUCCAGAUCUUCCUCUCCCCACCUACCUAAAGUCUCCGUCGAUUUCCGAAACACAGGCGGUUUCGGCUCCAAGCUCUCGUCUUCUAGCCUGUCUCUACGGAGCAACCGAUCUUCCGGUGUUUCCUUGGUUGUCAGAUCUUCUGUUUCUGGAAAUGGUAGUCCAACAAAGAAGACUACCCUACAUGAUCUCUAUGAGAAAGAAGGUCAGAGUCCAUGGUAUGACAACUUAUGCAGGCCUGUGACGGAUCUGCUUCCACUGAUUGCAAGUGGUGUUAGAGGUGUAACUAGCAAUCCCGCGAUUUUCCAAAAAGCAAUAUCAUCUUCAAAUGCUUACAAUGAUCAGUUUAGAGAACUUGUACAAUCAGGGAAAGAUAUUGAAAGUGCAUAUUGGGAGCUUGUAAUUAGGGACAUCCAAGAUGCCUGUAAGCUUUUUGAGCCAAUUUAUGAUCAGACAGAUGGAGGUGAUGGAUAUGUUUCAGUCGAAGUUUCUCCUACACUCGCUGAUGAUACUCAAGGUACCAUUGAGGCAGCAAAAUGGCUUCAUAAAGUGGUUGAUCGUCCCAAUGUGUACAUUAAGAUUCCUGCUACGGCUCCAUGCAUCCCUUCAAUCAAGGAAGUUAUUGCACAAGGCAUAAGCGUCAAUGUCACUGUGAGUUCUCUGACUUCUCAUUCAUCCUUAAAUUAUAUGAACCAUAGUGUUAUAGGACAUCUGUUUUACCAGCCUUCUGACAAGCAUCUCAUAUUUUCUCUUGCUCGAUAUGAAGCUGUAAUUGAUGCGUACUUGGAUGGCUUAGAGGCCUCUGGGCUAAGUGACCUCUCUAGAGUCACAAGUGUGGCUUCCUUUUUUGUCAGUCGGGUAGAUACCAUGAUUGACAAGAUGCUCGAGAAGAUUGGAACCCCAGAAGCCCUUGAUCUCAGAGGAAAGGCCGCAGUAGCUCAAGCUGCUCUGGCAUACCAGCUUUACCAGAAGAAAUUCUCUGGUCCAAGAUGGGAAGCUUUGGUGAAAAAGGGUGCCAAGAAGCAAAGGGUGUUGUGGGCCUCAACUAGUGUCAAGAAUCCUGCCUACCCUGACACUUUGUAUGUUGCCCCUCUUGUUGGACCUGACACGGUUUCAACCAUGCCUGACCAAGCUCUCCAAGCAUUUAUUGAUCACGGCAUUGUUUCAAGGACAAUCGAUUCAAAUGUGUCUGAAGCUGAAGGCAUCUAUAGUGCCCUUGAGAAGUUGGGAAUUGACUGGAGCCAUGUUGGGUCUCAGCUUGAACUCGAGGGGGUUGACGCUUUCAAGAAGAGCUUUGACAGCCUGCUUGACACCCUGCAAGAGAAGGCAAACUCUCUUAAAUUGGUUAGUCCGUAAUCGAAAGUUAUAUGCUUGUUGGUUAUUGCGAGUGACUCAAUAAAGACCCAGAAACCCUUGUUAUAAAAAAAUUAGAAAAAAAUAGAGUUUCAUUCCUGAAGUUCGUUCUCUUAAGUGUGUUUAUUACGUCAAUGAUAAAUUAUUAUGUAACAUAAGGGGGCCUGGCGAUUGGUUAAACGAAGAUUUCAUUUUGCUUAUUAUCUGUUCUUCUACUAUUAUUUCUUGAGAAAUGUUUGAGAAAUGUAUAAAUAAAGAAGUCAAUUUUAU
Molecule: messenger RNA, 1814 nt
Organism: Rubroshorea leprosula
Lineage: Eukaryota; Viridiplantae; Streptophyta; Magnoliopsida; Malvales; Dipterocarpaceae
Source: the annotation of a GenBank genome assembly